Molecule: messenger RNA, 853 nt
Organism: Galeopterus variegatus (Sunda flying lemur)
Lineage: Eukaryota; Metazoa; Chordata; Mammalia; Dermoptera; Cynocephalidae
Product: potassium voltage-gated channel subfamily KQT member 3
Exons: 7
Biological process (GO): transmembrane transport; potassium ion transport
Cellular component (GO): membrane
Molecular function (GO): voltage-gated potassium channel activity
Source: RefSeq, a predicted model, not a curated record
CUUCCUGAUUGUCCUGGGGUGCUUGAUUCUGGCUGUCCUGACUACAUUCAAGGAGUAUGAGACCGUCUCGGGAGACUGGCUUCUGUUACUGGAAACAUUUGCGAUUUUCAUCUUUGGAGCCGAGUUUGCUUUGAGGAUCUGGGCUGCUGGGUGUUGCUGCCGAUACAAAGGCUGGCGGGGGCGACUCAAGUUUGCCAGGAAGCCCCUGUGCAUGCUGGACAUCUUUGUGCUAAUUGCCUCUGUGCCAGUGGUUGCUGUGGGAAACCAGGGCAAUGUCUUGGCCACCUCCCUGCGAAGCCUGCGCUUCCUGCAGAUCCUGCGUAUGCUGCGAAUGGACCGGAGGGGUGGCACCUGGAAGCUCCUGGGGUCGGCCAUCUGUGCCCACAGCAAAGAACUCAUCACCGCCUGGUACAUCGGUUUCCUGACACUCAUCCUUUCUUCAUUUCUUGUCUACCUGGUUGAGAAAGAUGUGCCGGAAGUGGAUGCACAAGGAGAGGAGAUGAAGGAGGAGUUUGAGACCUAUGCAGAUGCCCUUUGGUGGGGCCUGAUUACACUGGCCACCAUUGGCUACGGAGACAAGACACCCAAAACUUGGGAAGGCCGUCUGAUUGCUGCCACCUUUUCCUUAAUUGGUGUCUCUUUUUUUGCCCUUCCAGCAGGCAUCCUGGGAUCGGGGCUGGCACUCAAGGUGCAGGAGCAGCACCGUCAGAAGCACUUUGAGAAAAGGAGGAAGCCAGCGGCUGAGCUCAUUCAGGCUGCCUGGAGGUAUUACGCUACCAACCCCAACAGGAUCGAUCUCGUGGCAACAUGGAGGUUUUAUGAAUCAGUUGUCUCUUUUCCAUUCUUCAGGCAA